UUGUUGCUUAAACUGAAAUAUUAUGUCAGCUAGUCUAGUCGGGAAGACAAUCUCGAUUAUAUCGAUUCACAUGUUCCCUCUGUGUAACCAAUUAAUAAAACAUCAAAUUGACUCAUUUUUGAUUCUUUGAAAAGAACUGAAUCGUUUGUAUAAUUCAUUAAGUGUUAAAAGAACGAAUUCAUUGAUCCAUGAACUGAGUGUGAUAAAGAUAUGAAAAGAUAAAUAAAAAUUUCGGUGUUAGCUGCAUAAACGUUCGUUAGGUGAAAGUGUGUGUUGUGUUCAUUUUUUGUUUGAUAUAAAUAGACAUCGUGAGGGAUACACAAGUAUUACGGAAACCCGGGAAAUCAUGGAUAAUGUAAAUAACAAUAAAAGUACAAGAUAUUCGUUCCUUCAACGAAUAUUGGAUGAAGCACGCAGUAAAUUUGUAACUUCCUCACCAACCGAAUGCACAACAGUCAACAUGGAGCUAUCGCAUAGUUUAACAUUAAACGAAGAAGCGUUCAAACAAAUUCCCGAGCAUAAAAAGCCCGUUUUUGUGUUUGAAUGGCUUCGAUUUUUAGACAAAGUUUUGGUGGCUGCUCACAAGUCCGACAUAAAGGAAUGCCAAAAGAAACUGGUCGAACAAUUAACUACACACAUUCAAGGCUCUCCUGGCCCACCGACGAGAAAAUUGAUCGCAAGCUGCUUAGCAACUUUGUUCUCAGUUGGUGACACCUUUCUGCUGUUUGAUACGGUCAAUAAAUGCAACGAUAUAUUGAAGAAUAGGGAUGAUUCGCCGAGCUUUCUGCCGACAAAACUUUCGGCCAUCUGUUGUGUUGGUUCCAUGUACGAGAAACUCGGACGCAUGAUGGGCCGAUCGUACGAAGAGACCGUUCAGAUAUUGAUUCGGUCAUUGAAAGGGGCCGAAUCUCAGAUGAGAAUUGAGAUAAUGAUUACGCUGGAGAAGGUGUGUGCUGGCAUGGGAACGGCUAUAUCGAAUGUGCACAAAGACAUUUAUAAAGCCACAAAAUUGUGCUUAACCGAUCGGGUUAUGGCUGUACGUGUAGCUGCUGCGAAAUGCUUGCUAGAAAUGGUCAAUCAUGCGCCAUUUUUGUACACAACCGAAGUGGAAAGUGUGGCGACUCUGUGUUUCCGAGCGUUCGAUGGCAGCAACUACGAAGUUCGUUGUGCUGUUGCUAAUUUAUUGGGUAACCUAAUUGCUUGUACGCAAAAACCUGCAAGACCAGGUCAACCGUUACAAUCGUCAAAAACAUUUCGACCAACAUCACUGGACGAAGCAUUUGGUCUUUUAAUGUCCGGAUUUCUGAGAGGCGGUGUGUCGUUCUUAAAAGGCACCGGCGAAAUGAUUAAAGGAAGUUCGGGAGUCAACCGCGAAGUUAGGGUUGGAGUUACACACGCAUACGUGAUUUUCGUUCGUGUUAUGGGCGGGGCAUGGUUGGAGCGAAAUCUUCAAGCCUUUCUUGUUCACGUCUUGGAUUUGGUUGCUAAUCCGAAAGCAGCAUCAUCACACGUAGACGCAGUGUAUUCACGGAAAUGCAUAAACUUUAUCUUACGUUCUGUGAUCGGUAAAAUGCUUGGCGAGAAGGCACAGACAUCGGCAUGCAAGGAAUUGGUCUUGAUAAUAGCGAAACAAAUGAACACAAUUGACUUCAAUCCGGAAAAUGCCAAGGAUUCCAAUCAGGAAACAUUGUUCAGCCAGCAUUUAUUGGUCUGUGCGCUACAAGAGUUGGGUAGUCUCAUACUUAGCUUAGGUACGACGGCACAAGUUUUAUUGACCGAUCAAUCUCUGAAUAUGAUCGAUGCAACGUGUGCGGUUCUCGUGCACCUGUGUUCGGCAGCUCGAUUGUCGGCCGCUUGGUGUUUGAGAUGUAUUUGCGUAGCGUGUCCCAGUCAAAUAACAUUGUUGAUUGAUCGUUUUGUCGAUGCGAUUGAAACCAUGCGUGCAUCACCGGAAGCAAUUUCUGGAUAUAGUAGUGCUUUGGCAGCUGUGCUUGGUAGUGUCAGCCAGUCUCCGCUGGGAAUACCACACACAAAAGGAAAGGUUGUGUUCAAUACUGCCGAGGAAUUGCUUCGAUCGGCCAGUCAAAAUUCGAGGCUUUCUUUGAAUCGCAUACAGGCCGGAUGGCUGUUGAUCGGUGCAAUAAUGACAUUAGGCGUUCCCGUUUGCAAAGGAUUGCUGCCGAGAAUGUUGCUACUGUGGAGGUAUUCGUUCCCACAAUCGGAAAAAGAACUGAGAUCAGAAAAAGCCCGUGGAGAUGCUUUCACCUGGCAAGUUACGCUUGAAGGAAGAGCUGGUGCAUUGUCGGUGAUGCACAGUUUUCUGUUGCAUUGUUCGGAGCUUUUGACGGAAGACAUCACGAAACGCUUUCUGAAACCAUUGGAUAGUGCUUUAACAAUGCUCGUCGACCUUUCAGUUGUGCUAAAGACCUACGGACAACACCUAAAAGCUCCAGCAGCAAUGGUGCGUCUUCGACUGUACGAAACGUUGUCAUUGCUGCCGCCAAACAUUUUGGAAUUUUUCUUCACUCAUCUUCCAAACAUUUGCCAAGGCGACACGAAGAAAUACAACAAGUUCACGCAUCUUUUGCAGAUGUUAGUCGCUGAAUUUACGCUGGCCGACAAUCCAGCAAACACCACCAAUUCGUUGCUAAGGAAUUUAUGUCAUGCAGACGAUUCGGUUAUACUCGGGACAUGGUUGCAGGAAAACGAUCACAAAACUAUUGAAGAUCAGAUGGAACCAAAUCGAAAACCCAGCGGGGAACACCUUCAGCCCAACAGUGCCGCUGGUUCGGGUGCACUGGAACACGAUCACUGUUGUCUGUAUCGGCCUCUGCCGAAAACCGAAUUAUUUCCCGGUCCACUUCCACUCGGCGUUGCUGUCAUCGACAUGUCAGUAACAUUGUUCGGCCAAAUAUUCUCCCGUUCGGCCAACAAACACCGAGUCACCAUGUUCAACCAUUUCGCCGACUGCAUUCGACAGUCGAAGAGUUCACGGCAGGAGGCCGUUCAAAUGAACAUAUUCGCCGCACUUCUGUGCGGUCUGAAGGGAUUGAACGAAACAAAAUCUUCCAUUGGACAGGAAGACGUUCAAAAAUCGGCCACGAGUCUGAUUUUAGCAGCUUUGGUCAGUCCGAAUUCCAUACUGAAAUGUGCAGCUGGCGAAGCAUCCGGACGCAUGGCUCAAGUUAUUUCCGAUUCGAAAUUCACGGCGGAAUUAUCACAGACCAGUUUCGAUAGGUUGAAAUCGGCUCGAGAUGUCAUAACUAGAACAGGUCAUUCGCUUGCGCUGGGGUGUUUGCACAAAAAUGUUGGUGGAAUGGGAUCGUCACAGCAUCUCAACACCAGCGUAUCAAUUCUACUUGCGUUAGCACAGGACGGAACGUCUGGAAGUUCGCCAAUCGUUCAAGUUUGGGCAUUGUAUGCGCUUUCGUUGAUAGCUGAAUCGGGUGGACCGAUGUUCCGGAGUUACAUAGAGCCAACAUUGUCUCUAUCCAUCAAAUUGCUACUGACUGUGCCACAAUCGUUCGUCGAUGUUCACCAGUGCAUUGGACGAGUUUUGUCUGCGGUUUUGACCACAAUGGGACCCGAACUGCAAGGAAACACAACUUCCAUAACAACGAUGAGAUCUUCGUUUCUAUGUGCCUGUGCAAUUAUGCAAUCACACUUCGAUCCGCUAGUACAAGCAGAAGCUACUGGUUGUUUACAACAAUUACAUCUAUUCGCUCCCCGGCACGUCAAUUUGUCUUCAUUGGUGCCGUCUCUGUGUAAAACAUUGUCGAGUAACUAUUUGGUGCUACGUAAAGCAGCUGUUUCCUGUCUUCGCCAGUUGGCCCAACGUGAAGCGAAAGAAGUGUGCGAACACGCUUUGACAUUAAGUUCGGAUGAAGAUAGUCGAUUUGUGAUGACUGAUGCAGGCCUGCCCGGCGUUUUGUUCGGAAUGCUCGAUACAGAAACGGACAGUGAAAUGAUCAAAAACAUUCACGACACGUUGACGUCAAUGCUUCAAAUGUUGGCUUCAGACAAUCUGUCUCAGUGGUUGGGAUUGUGCAAGAAUGUAUUGACGGUGACUACCGACAAUAUCGGUGAAGAGGCUGUCGUUAAAGAAACUGUGAACCUAAAUGAUGACGACGACGACGAUAAUGACAAUGACGACGAUGUGGAAGAUUUCCACAUUGAGGAGAAAGAAACCACCCAUCCGGCUGUACAACCACGCUGGCCGACACGUGUAUUCGCUGCCGAAUGCAUUCGCAAAAUUAUUUCAACGUGUGAAUCGGCCAAUCCCAUCCAUUUCGAUUUGAUUCAAGCGAAGGAAAUGCAAAUGACCAAGUCCAAGUCGAGUGACUAUUUGAUUUUGCAUCUGUCCGAUUUGAUUCGGAUGGCUUUUAUGGCGGCAACAAGUCAUUCCGAUCAGCUGCGAUUGGAAGGGUUGAAAACAUUGCAGGAAGUAAUCGAUAAAUUUGCUCGGGUGCCAGAACCAGAGUUUCCCGGACAUUUGCUGCUGGAACAAUUCCAGGCACAGGUGGGAGCUGCGCUACGUCCAGCAUUUUCAGUUGAUACUCCAUCACAUGUUACUGCUGCUGCUUGCGAAGUCUGUUCAGCAUGGAUUGGGUCGGGUGUUGCAAGAGAUUUGAAUGACCUAAGGCGUGUCCAUCAAUUGCUUGUUGUCAGUUUGUCCAAACUGCAAUCGAAAACGAACAGCACUCAACUGUAUAACGAAAGCAUGGCGACGCUAGAAAAGCUCAGCAUCUUAAAAGCAUGGGCUGAAGUGUACAUUGUAGCCAUGAUUGGCAACGGUUCGUCUCCUGCAAGUCUAAUAUCGAAGAAAUUGUCCACAUCAACCACUACGUACACAACCACAACGACGGCAUCAACGUCCAGUCCAAUUAACACAGACAAUGAUAAUGGUGAUUUCGGUGAUUUCGAGAGCCAGGGUGAAAGUCUUCUGUCAUUGGUAAAACCUGAACUCGACAACUUGUCUCAGAAUUGGUUGGCUGCUUUAAAGGAUCAUGCCUUGCUGUUGCUUCCAUCCGAAUUUGCUAAUCAAUUACCGCAUGGCGGUUCGUUCUACACAAAUGAGACAAUGAAUUCGUCCAAGCCGCACUAUUUAACCUCAUGGCCACAAAUACUGUACGCUGCAGCAUUAUGGUUGAACGACGGUGGAUUCGAUACGUCAGACACUUCAGAUGACGUCAAAAAUGGCAAUGCUGAAUCAGAUGGUGGCAAUGUCAUAAGUCAUGGCAGCUUGAGUGCGGAUCGUUUCCAUUUGAUAUUUGGAAUUUGCAUGGAAGCACUGUGCAGUACACGGUCGAGCGAGAAACACGAAUCGGUUGUGUCAUGCCUCCGAGGAGUUUAUACGAUACUAAGUAGUCCAUGGUCUCGUCGAAUGCUAUUCAAGGACAAAACUUUGGCUGUCGAACUGUGCAAUGUCCUUCACCGGUUGAUAUUAACGCGUGACUGUCUGGAGAUCCAAUUACUGUGCAUUGAAACGUUGAAGGAAACUAUUUCCGGGGCAAAGGAAUGUCUUGAGAAUGAGAAAGCAGCCAAGCUAAAAGAUAUCGAUGACAACGAACAGAAGACCGAACUUUCGACAGAGUUGGAUUUAUUGGGUGAGGGCGGAGAAUCGGGUGAAAUAAUCCCUGGACAAUCACAUGUGUACGCUGUAAUGGAAGUCUGCCUCUGCCUAUUCGUUCGUCAAAUCCCCACAAUGAAUCCGUCAACGAACACUCGAAUUACUUCCGAUCAACUGCAAUUGAAAUGCAAUGCAAACGGUACGUUUUCAUUGGGCGAAGACAAUGGAAUGCUGGUGGCAUCAACCCUACAAUGUCUUGAGGGAUUGACUCAACUGUGUUCACCGCAAGGAGCCGCACAAAUACUUCCGACAUUGCUUUACCUCACUACCAGCGUCAUCAAAGAAAUCGCUACCAAAUCCUCUGACGAUCAAACGAUCAUUGCCAACACUGGACCCAUUAAAGCGGCUCUGCAUUGCCUGAAAUCAAUCGCAACGGAUCGUUAUGCCUCCAAUGAUCGUACCGCCGCACAAUGGAAGAAACUAUUGCAGUCCGCAUUAGCUUCCAUAAUUGACCUGACCAAAACCGGUUGUGAUAACACUAAAGUGGACGAGGUGACAAUGAUGUACGCAAUUGCUGUGUUCAUUCGUCAUACGCCAGCCAAUCUGGUAUCAACUCCAAGCUUGAAGUUUCCGUGCAUCAAUCAUUUCCGUCAUUGCUUGCAACAUGAAAAUUUGAUCGUGAAAAUGAAGUGCAUUCAAACAAUGCGAUCGAUCUUCCUUGGUACGGAUUUGAAGGUUGCUACUCCAUACAUACAUGCGCUGGCACCACGGGUCAUUGAAGGACUAUACACGGAGAAAGCCAAGAAUCCAACAACGGAACUCGAAUUGGCAAUCACUUUGGAGAGUGUGACAACUGUCGAGUCUUUGAUAUCGUUAGCAGAGCCACAGAAUCGAAACUUGAUGCAAGGAAUUCAGAUGCUGACGCUAUUGGUUCCGAUUUUGAUCAACUAUCUGCUGGAAGCUCAUCAGCUAAAAAGUGCACCCAAAUUCCGAACACAAUUGCACGAUCAGUCACUGAAAUGGUUGAUGAAAAUCGGUCCUAAAUAUCCGCAAGAAUUCAAAUCGUUGAUGAGUCAGUUGCCGGAACUACGGGCUACAUUAGAGACAGCCAUACGUAACAAUCAAGUGGUCAGCGAUCAGAAGCAGAGAAUCGAAUAUGAGAGCAACAGCAAUAAAUCGAAUGUAAAUCAAGCGAAGCCUACGAUUCAAUUGAAAACCGAUUUUAGUAAUUUUUCGUAGAUUCUUCGUCCGUGAGUAGAAUAUUGGAAUUAUAAAAAAAAAGAAAAAUUUGUAAAUUGUUGUUAGAUUGUUAUUUAUAAUGUAUGUGGUGGCUGAUGCACCCAGAUUCAAUUUAUUAUUUACGUAUUAAACAGUAGUGGAACAACCAACUCCAUUAUUGUAUAGAAUGGUCUGUGGAUCCAGCAUUUAGUUUUAUUUUCAUUUUUAAUUAAAAUAAUUUCCGCUGAAAGUUUUGUAACCGAAGUUAAUUCUGUAAUUAGGAAAAAUGAAAUGUAAUCAAUUACAAUUGUACGAUCUAACGCCACACUUUUAAUUUGAAUAAAUUGGAACUUUUUUUAA
This is a messenger RNA of Bradysia coprophila, 7147 nucleotides long. RefSeq names its product HEAT repeat-containing protein 5B. Gene Ontology annotation, biological process: intracellular protein localization; retrograde transport, endosome to Golgi; endocytosis. The record is from RefSeq and is a predicted model, not a curated record. Gene Ontology annotation, cellular component: membrane; Golgi apparatus; endocytic vesicle. Lineage: Eukaryota; Metazoa; Arthropoda; Insecta; Diptera; Sciaridae.